Molecule: messenger RNA, 3008 nt
Organism: Pieris brassicae (large cabbage white)
Lineage: Eukaryota; Metazoa; Arthropoda; Insecta; Lepidoptera; Pieridae
Product: agrin-like
Exons: 14
Coding region: 345-3008 (887 amino acids)
Biological process (GO): cell differentiation; multicellular organism development
Molecular function (GO): protein binding
Source: RefSeq, a predicted model, not a curated record
CCAGUGUCUGUCUUCUGGUAAUAAAAGAGGCACGAGUUCCUAAUUAUCUGAUUUGAUUCCUGACAAUAAUAGCCUAGCAAUGUGGUGUAAAAAAUUGUGUAAAUAGACAUCUGCGUUUAAUUAGAUUAGAACUAUUGAGUAAUGGCCGCGUAUUAUUUUAUUGAUUAAAGUUCCUGCUGUACGUAGGUGUCUUAUGACAUCCAAUUUUAUAGUUGGUAUAUUUCUCUAGCUUACGUGUAUUUAAUUACCCACAACAACAAAGAAGUUGUUUAAUACUGUAUAUGUUACAAAGACGAACCCUAAAGAAGACGUACCUACGCAUACGUUGUAAAUUCAACUAGACCAUGAGGGGGAAACCGUUCAUUUUAACAUUAUUCAUAUCAACAACAUUUGGAUGCUAUCUAUUUCCUAGCGACGUGCCGGAUCCGUGCCGCGGUGUGACGUGCGGCCCUGGAGAGUUGUGCAGACCCACAUCUGAUGGACGAAGUUACAUUUGCGAGUGUCCGCCUUCCUGUCCUAGCUAUGGGGACCACGAUGGAGCCAAACCACUUUGCGGCAGUGAUGCUAGGGAUUAUAACGGUGAAUGCGAGAUGCGACGAGCUGCUUGCGAAGCAAACACGAAUAUAACUUUUAAGUAUUACGGAAAGUGCGAUCCUUGCGCAGGAGUUACCUGUCCAGACCCAGAAGUUUGUCAGUUAGAUGAAAAGAGAUCUCCUUCCUGUCGAUGUGCAGAGCCCUGUUCUCUAGAAUUUUCUCCCGUUUGUGCGUCUGACGGCAAAACAUACUCUAACGAGUGUCAGAUGCAUAGAGAGUCCUGUCGAGCCAGAAAACAGUUGAAGAUUAUUUUCAAAGGACAAUGCAGUACAGGUGUUAACCCAUGUGCAGAGGUGGAAUGUCGUCACGGCGCGGAAUGUCGAGUUGAAGGUAGUGGCGCAGUGUGCGCGUGUCCGACACCCUGUGAACCCGUAUUACGGCCUGUGUGUGGUUCGGACGCACGCACACACGAUAGCGAGUGCGAAUUGCGCCGUACUGGAUGUCUUCUUGGCAGAGAGCUGAAGGUGCUUCAUGCCGGAGCUUGUGGUUCAAACGGCGUUUGCGCAGAUCGUAACUGCCCUCACGGCGGAGAAUGUGUGUCCUCUGGCGGUCGCGGUGUUUGUAGAUGUCCUCGUUGCUCCAACGAAUUCGCGCCUGUUUGUGGAUCAGACGGAAUAUCAUAUGGGAACAGAUGCAAAUUGCAAUUGGAAGCUUGUAGACAUCGACGUGACGUCCAAGUGCUAUAUGACGGACCCUGCAAUGGUUGCGAGAAUAAGAAGUGUGACUUUUAUGCUGUAUGUGAGAGCGAUGGAGUCUCAGAAGCCAGUUGCGUGUGUCCUAAGCACUGUGAAGAAGGGACUGAAACCGAGGAAGUCUGUGGAAAUGAUAAUCAAACAUACAGCAGCGUGUGUUCUCUCCGUAACAAAGCUUGCCGUGAAAAGAAACGAGUUUUUGUGAAGCACAUGGGUUCUUGUGAAUCCUGCCAGAAUGUCCCAUGCCCUAACGGUAUGUGGUGUUCUCGAGGGAAAUGUGCGUGUUCGGGUCACUGCGAAAGUGGGGCUCAUGAGCCAGUCUGCUCUGAUACAAAAAAGACAUUUCCUAACGAAUGUUUCCUACUACAAGCCGCUUGCGAAGCCAAAAUGAGGGGAGAAUCGCCUAUACGGGUUGCAUAUUAUGGGGAGUGCUCGGAAGCAUUGGAUGAUAAUGGCAAUUCUGGCAACAAAACAAGACUAAGGGACAGCAAUGAUAUAGUUCACGGGACGGACACAACGAAAGUGGCUACUGGGGCCGUGUGCGCAAGAGUGCAAUGCGCAUAUGAAGCUACAUGCGCAGUAGAUGGAAAUGGGCAACCGCGUUGUGCAUGCCUGUUCGAUUGCGCAGCCGCUAGCGCAAUAUCCGCUCCGGUUUGCUCAUCCGACUUGCGACUGUAUCCCAAUUUGUGUCAUAUGAAGCUUGAAGCAUGUCGCCGACAGGAGGAUUUACGAUUGAGACCGUUAGCGCUAUGUCGAGGAUUAGAGUUCCGACCUUGCGGUGACGACGAACCGAUGACUGAUGCUGAAGGGCGAAUAAUGGACUGUGGAGGUGGACCACAUCGAAAGGACUGUCCUGCGGGUAGUUACUGUCAUCACACGGCGAAAGCGGCUAGGUGUUGUAAAAAAGACAAAGGAGUAAUAGAGAAGAAAGACUGUCAAGAAUCAUGGUAUGGAUGCUGUUCAGACGGUAUAACACCAGCGAAGGGUCCAAGUGGAAUAGGAUGUCCAUCUCAAUGUGGGUGCCAUCGCCUUGGUUCAGAAAAUGAGCAGUGUGAUGCUGAGGGCCAGUGUGUUUGCCGACCUGGCGUUGGAGGGCAGAAAUGCGAUAGAUGCGAGCCUGGCUUUUGGGGUCUGCCUCGUAUUGGGGCUGGUCAUACUGGCUGUAUACCUUGUGGAUGCUCAGCAUUUGGGUCGGUGAGAGAAGAUUGCGAACAAAUGACAGGGCGAUGCGUGUGUAAGCCGGGGAUCCAAGGUCAAAAAUGCACCGUUUGUUCUAACCACGAACAUUCUCUUGGACCAAGGGGAUGCUUUGAUCCGGAAUCAACUCAGCUGCCUGCGACUAGCUGCGAGCACAUGACGUGUUACUUUGGUGCUUAUUGCGUAGUCCGGAGCGGCAUGGCCACUUGCGAAUGUCCAAGCAUAGAGUGUAAAAAAGACCAGCCUGCUGUAUGUGGAAGCGACGGACGCACUUACCUCUCAACUUGUCAUUUAAGGGCCGACGCUUGCAGGACCCAGUCAGAUACAGUGGUCCAAGCAUUCGGUCCUUGUGCUGAUACACCCAGUGUACGGCGAGGUAGUCGUUCCAUAGUUAACAGUAGCCGCUCGAGUCCUGUUCAGAAGAAAUACGCUGAUGCUUCAGUAGAUACCAGCGAUAGCGGCAAACCCGACAGUCCAGAACCCCAAACCUGCGUCGAUCUGCUCCCACCACUCGAGUAUCGCUAG